AUGGAAGUAGCUGCACGAAGCCCAUUCGCUGCAAUUGGGCAGCGAACAGUGUGGAUGCACCAGCGCCAUAGGCGAAGGCUGCGUAGCUGGGCACCUGUUGCGCUCGUCCUGGGCUUUGCCGGCAUUGGCCAUGUCGCGGUGGCGCUGUCCUUUCUGGGAAACCCCUUCCGAAGCCCAGGCUCACCGUCUGCGCCUACACCUGCGGUGGCCAAGGAUGACCCAGCCAGUGUCCAACAGUUUGCAUCAGCAGAUCGGCAAGAACUUCUAGCCGAGAUGGAGAGGCAGUGGGCCGUUCUCCACGACCGUCUGCAGGAUGGCAUUUACCCUGCAGUUAUCGACGACCCGUAUUUCACCAUUGACAUUCAAGGGCUUCUCCGUAGAUAUCUCGUGGCGGCGCAGUUCGACGCCAAGGAAGCGAUCGUGCGGUUGGAGGCCACUGCCAUCUGGCGUCGCGAUUGGAACGUCCUCGAGUACUACAGGACGGGUGCUGCUGCGGAGCUUUUCUCUGAAAGCACAAACCCUGGUGCGGAGAUGUAUUUUGCUGACUCCCUCAUGGAGGACCGGGACGGCCGCCCGUACGCCGCUGGUCGCCUGCGCUUCGCCAACGCGGAGAACAUGCAUCCGUGGCACCACCUGCGAGCAGGAGUCUUCGUUUUCGAGCUCAUGGCGGCCAAGGUUGCGAAGAAGGGCCGAGGCCCUGGUGCCUACAUCUUGGACAUCGGAAGUAUAGGACGAGCUGGCAACGUCAGCGGAACGGCCGGGCUUGACAAAACCUACAACGAGGCCCUGAAUCCCUACUACGCUGCCGGGGCCGGGUCCAAGGAUGCGCCUUCGAAGGAAAUCUUGGAGGAGCUGGGCAGCCUUGACAACGGCUUCGCCGUGUUGAAGGCAGCGAUCGCAAUCCUGAAUCGCCACUAUCCUGGCAUCAUUGGCAAGGUAUUCUACCUCAAUAGUGACAUGGUUUUCUGGGGAGCAUUCAAAAUCUUCUCCCGCUGGAUCGCUGAUCGUGGACACAUUGACUUCAAAUUUCUGGGUCCACACGGGUGGCGGGAGGAGCCGAUUUCAAGGCUCUUGGACACCUUCGCCCCGGAGCAGCUCUUCGAAGAGUGGGGCGGCACCGGCCCUCGGCUCAACGGCGAUGAGUUCUUGGCUCGGGCGAUCGAGCGCCCCCCGGCCGGCCUUGUUUGUCGUAGAAGCCGAGCUCCUAUAGUGGUGCAGAGUGCAGCUAUCGAGAAAGGCUACCACGAACUGGUGAUGGUGAGGUGGGGUCCAGUGGAGUAUCACCAUGUGGAGGCUUUCGAGGGUGUCUGGCAUCCGGACCCAGAAGAUAUAGCGAUGAACAUUGUUCCGGAAGUGGAUAUGGCAGAUGCAAAGCCACCAACAAGACCGGCACAAGUGUGUGGCAUCACGGUGUAUUCCGUCUGGGACAUCUUCCUGGCCCAUAUGUGUGCAGGUUCAAAGGGACAGCCGGGCAAAAGAUGUCGAUAUGUGGAAGAAGAUCUUGCAGAAAUCGGCUGUGUCUUCUAG
Molecule: messenger RNA, 1527 nt
Organism: Symbiodinium sp. CCMP2592
Lineage: Eukaryota; Dinophyceae; Suessiales; Symbiodiniaceae
Source: the annotation of a GenBank genome assembly